Messenger RNA from Gilbertella persicaria, 841 nucleotides. RefSeq lists its product as uncharacterized. NCBI's taxonomy places the organism in Eukaryota, Fungi, Mucoromycota, Mucoromycetes, Mucorales, Choanephoraceae. The coding region runs from base 47 to 781 and encodes 244 amino acids. The record is from RefSeq and is a predicted model, not a curated record. The transcript has 2 exons.
UUAUAAACAGAAGCCUUCCUUUUCUCUCUUCUUAUUUCAUUACAUUAUGGAUCUCUAUCAAGAUUAUACUGAAUGGCAAGAGCCUGACGUACCAAUAAACAAAAAAGAAGAAAAGCCUUUUUUACAAGAAUGGCCUUAUCAAGAUGAUGCUGCAUCACCACCACAACAAGGCCAAAAUAAACCUUUGCGACAACAAGAUCAAAGAGCACCUAUAGACCAGCCAUGGAGACAAGACCAAGCACAAUAUGAUCUCAAUCCAUUACCACUAAAUCCAUUUGAGGAAGAAGAUAUAAGAACAUCACCACCUAUGGGUGAAAGAACAUUGGCGCCAACAGCACCAAAAUCAAUGCCCACAGAAUUAGGACAAACAGCAAUGACAGCAGCAGCAGCAGUUACCACUGAUAUAGCCAUCACUGCUUCAAAUGGACUUGUUACUACUACCGGUCAAAUGAUUGAUGCUACCACUGCUAUUGCCAGUGAAGCAGAGCAGCCUAAAGUAGAUAUAGGAGGCGGCUUACCAGCACUACCAGCUCGUCCAUCUAAACUUGAACGUCAGCAAUCAGCCUUACCAUCCAAAGUGCCUAAAAAAGUAGUCAAACCACGACUUGAUAUCCCAUCAGGCAGUGAUUUGGGAAUCGUAGGCAAAUUAGGUGCUUUCCAAGUAGCACAUUCAAAAAACCCAACUUCUUUUGCCUCAAGGCAAUCCAACUUCGUCUUUUGGACAUACACACUCACACUUUUUAUUACAUUAUAUUUAGCCAUAAAAGCAAAACGAUAUUAGCGAGUUAAACACAAACAUAGUUUAUUCAAAAUAAAUAUAUUAAAUGCUUUCUUUUUGUUA